Messenger RNA from Musa acuminata AAA Group (dessert banana), 1351 nucleotides. RefSeq names its product xyloglucan galactosyltransferase KATAMARI1 homolog. Lineage: Eukaryota; Viridiplantae; Streptophyta; Magnoliopsida; Zingiberales; Musaceae. Gene Ontology annotation, molecular function: glycosyltransferase activity. The record is from RefSeq and is a predicted model, not a curated record. Bases 11 to 1351 code for a protein of 446 amino acids. The transcript has a single exon.
GAUAACGCCCAUGGCUUCCCCGUCCAUGGGCUCGCCGCCGCCGCCGCCGCCGCCGGUCGUCGAUCGAUGCUCUGGGCGAUACAUCUACGUCCACGACCUGCCGGGACGGUUCAACUCCGACAUGAUCAGCAGCUGCCGCACGCUUAGCAAGUGGACCGACAUGUGCCCCUUCGUGUCAAACGCCGGGCUGGGUCCCCGGCUCAACAACGCCGAAGGGGUCUUCUACGGCGCCGAGUGGUACGCCACCAACCAGUUCGCUCUCGAGCUCAUCUUCCACAACCGAAUGAAGCAGUACGAGUGCCUGACCACCAACUCCUCCCUGGCCUCGGCCAUCUUCGUCCCCUUCUAUGCCGGCCUCGACAUCGGCCGCUACCUGUGGGGUUACAACACUUCGGUGCGUGACGCCACAUCGAGGGACCUGAUCAGGUGGCUGAAGUCGAGGCCCGAGUGGUCGACGAUGGGCGGAAGGGACCAUUUCAUGGUGGCGGGGAGGAUCACAUGGGACUUCAGAAGGUUGACGGACGACGAAGACGACUGGGGAAGCAAGCUGUUGGUGAUUCCAGAGGGCAAGAACAUGACCGUGCUAGUCAUCGAAUCCAGUCCUUGGCACAAAAACGAUUUCGGAAUACCGUAUCCCACCUAUUUCCACCCUUCCAAAGACAGCGAGGUGCAGCAAUGGCAAGAGAGGAUGAGGAGGAUCAGAAGGCCUUGGCUGUUCUCCUUCGCGGGCGCCCCACGGCCGAACAUAACAGAUUCGAUUCGCAACGAGAUCAUCGGCCAGUGCCGGCAGUCUCGGCGGUGCAAGUUGUUGGAGUGCGACAACGGGCGGAGCAAGUGCCACUCGCCGAGCAGCGUCAUGGGGAUGUUCCAGCGAUCGAUCUUCUGCCUGCAGCCGCAAGGGGACUCCUACACGAGGAGGUCGACGUUCGAUGCGAUGGUCGCAGGGUGCGUGCCGGUGUUCUUCCACCCGGGGUCGGCUUACGCGCAGUACGUGUGGCACCUGCCGAGGAACCACAGCGAGUACUCGGUGUUGAUAUCGGAGGAUGAGGUGAGAGAUGGGAAGGUGAGGAUAGAGGAGGUGUUGGAGAGAUUUGGGAAGAAGGAUGUGAUGGCUAUGAGAGAAGAGGUGAUAAGGAUGAUACCGAGGUUGGUUUACGCAGAUCCCAGGACCAGACUGGAGACGACGAACGAUGCCUUCGAUGUGACCGUGGAGGGAGUGAUUCAGAGGGUGAAGGAUAUAAAGGGCGGAAGAGUUCCAGAUUUCAGCGAACAGGAGAGUUGGAAGUACGCACUGACGGGAAGAGGGGGAGAACACGAGUGGGAUCAUUUCUUCAACAGAACAACUCAGUAA